UUGCAAGUUAGUUACAUGGAAUGCGUUAAGAUGUCUGUAGAGAAAAGGAGCAGUGGGCGAUGUACAAAGCUCUAAACAAGACAAAAUCCACAGGGUCGACAGGGUAAGAGCUAGUCGUUUUUUCUACCUGCAUGGCGCAGCAAAUGGGAAUCGUUAAUUAGGCUCUAUCGUGAAAGUAAGGACGAAUAGGAGGCACUUCCUCCAAGAACUCAUUCACCUCUCAAGUCCGACCCUCUCUCAAGUUUCUUUUUGGACUUGUUAUCCACCUUUCAGUUCGUCAUGAGCAUCUCACCUGUACUGCUGGACCAUGGAUUUCACACGGUCGAAGAUUUCAAUAUCUCUUCAGCUCCACGUCGCGGGAAACAGGCGGUAUACGUGCAUCUGGAAGGGUUAGGAAAGCUGCCAAUGUGAACGGAAAGCGUGUCCACUUUACGUUACAGUGCAUGGCCUCUGGACAAAGUGCCAACGAUCAUGCACAAACCCCUCCGAAAGUGGAGUCUCAACGUGUUCCUGUGUUUCGGCAUCAUAUACCUCAGACUUGGGGCCCUAUCCUCGGUGGUGGCUCUGGGUGCCAACAUCAUCUGCAACAAGAUUCCCGGGCUGGCACCUCGCCAGCGGGCCAUCUGCCAGAGCCGCCCGGACGCCAUCAUUGUUGUGGGCGAAGGCGCCCAGAUGGGCAUCAAUGAGUGUCAGUACCAGUUCCGGUAUGGACGCUGGAACUGUUCGGCGCUGGGAGAAAGGACAGUCUUCGGUCAGGAGCUGCGAGUAGGCAGUCGGGAAGCAGCGUUCACCUACGCCAUCACAGCGGCGGGGGUGGCCCACGCCAUCACAGCAGCCUGUAGCCAGGGCAACCUCAGCCAGUGCGGCUGCGACCGGGAGAAGCAGGGCUACAACAACCAGGAGGAAGGCUGGAAGUGGGGUGGCUGCUCGGCCGACAUCAAGUACGGGAUCGAGUUCUCUCGCCGCUUCGUGGAUGCCCGUGAGAUUAAAAAGACGCCGCGCCGCCUGAUGAACUUGCAUAACAAUGAAGCAGGGAGAAAGGUACUAGAAGAAAGGAUGAAGCUAGAGUGCAAGUGCCACGGCGUCUCGGGCUCCUGCACCACCAAAACGUGUUGGACUACCCUUCCCAAGUUCCGAGAGAUUGGCUACCUACUCAAGGACAAGUACAACGAAGCCGUGCACGUGGAGGUGGUCCGGGCUAGCCGACUGCGCCAGCCCACCCACCUCAAGGUGAAGCAGACUCAGGGCUACCGCAAGCCCAUGGAGACAGACCUCGUCUACAUCGAGAGGUCGCCCAACUACUGCGAGGAGGACACAGCCACGGGGAGCGUGGGCACCCAGGGGCGCCUGUGCAACCGUACCUCGCCACAUACAGACGGCUGCGACCUCAUGUGCUGUGGGCGGGGCUACAAUACACACCAGUACACCAAAGUGUGGCAGUGCAACUGUAAGUUCCAAUGGUGCUGCUUUGUCAAGUGCAACACGUGCAGUGAGAGGACGGAGGUGUUUACCUGCAAAUAAGGACGCAAGGAACUCAGUGCCAGGAAGCGAGGCGCCAAGGACAAGCUGAAUGAGGAAGACUCGAACGAGCGAGAUAAAAGUGUGACGUGGACCAGUGAGAGAUUUUGAAAUAAAGGAAUGGAAUUUACACUACCAGCUCUUCAUGGCAUCGUUUUGCACAGCAGAAACUAUCUUAUUUCUUUUCAGAAAGUAAAUGCUAAAUAUCCGUAGGUAAUACCCCAGAACUUUACUGUUGCAUAGAGAUUGUGCUCAUGUACUGAUGUAUCCACAGUGAAGUUGGGACUACAGGUAAUGAAUGAGGCCGGUGUGAACUCUGGGAUUUGUAAUUGUUAAAUUCAUAGGAGACUCGGAGAGGAAACACAGUAACCUGGGAGUUGAUCAAAAUGACAGCAGCUGAUGCGGGGUGACUGGAACAGAUUCGUCAAGUCCUUGAUUGAAAACUUUUAAGGGUUUUGUCUUAUUUUCAAAAAAGGUGAAUCUUGACACGAAUGAACCCCCCAAAUUGGCUGGGGCUUAUGUUGGAGGUUUUGUAGACAUGAAGAACAUUUUGUAAGUAUGGUGCGUUGGGGUGCGCCAAAAUCUGAGUGGAGAACUCUGUUAAACCCUCUGCUGCCAACUGGAAUAUGGUGGAGUAUGUUAGUUUUCCAGUCACACUGGAACUGUCUGUUCUGAACACUGAAAAUAAAUUGUUUAUUUAUGUUAUAGUAUCUUAAAACGAAGCACUAACGGGUAGAGAUGUCUUUUUUUGUACUAAGUUUAAAGAAAAAUACCUUUUUAGAAACUCUGACUGAAAAUGUGUGUCUAUUAGAAAAUGACCCCCCAAUCCCUAAAACACUUUAUAUUUUCUUUAAAAAAAGAAAGAAAAAGGUUUCAUUGCUACUGGUGUGUUGUCAACAAAAACGUCAUUACAGUGUGUUUCACAUUCGAAAACCUUGGUUCUUUUUUAUUGUAGCAAACUUUGUUUGUAGUCCUUUCCCCCCCAAGCAGUAAUAUAUAUUUGGAUGCUUUUGCAAUUUCAGUUGAUAGACAGUAUAGCAAGAAAACUCCUUUAACUGCAGAGAUCCUUCCUCAAUCUAUUAAACACAAAGCUGACAUGUUGCUGGAUGUGUUGUUGAGUGCUGCACUGAUAUUUUCUACUCAGAUACGACUCAUGAGAACUAAAUAAACUCCCAUUUGACUCAGUUUGGCAGUUUAUUGAUAAAAUAUUGGUUGGAGUUGAACCAGUCUACCUUUAACUUAAAGGGAUAUACGGAAAGUGUAUUUCAAAGUGUGAUUAGUUGAAUGAUAAUUAAUUACAACAACCCACCCAUGCAUAUUAUAGCAGAGAUAUCAAAACCCAAAGAUGUUGAGCCUGCUAUGCUGCCGGAAGAUCAUUUAUAGUUAAAAGUAUCCACUUUUUCUCUUAACACAAUGCUUGGUCUGAUGGUUGUCACUCAUAUUUGUUCUGCUUAAAGGAUAAUUCCACUUUGUUACAAUUUGUUUUCAAAGUUUUGGAGCCUAUAUUCAUCAGUUAGCCCAUACUCACCAAAUGCUUCUGUGAAUAUGGUGAUACAACGAUGUAGGUUUCAACACUACAGCAAGUACAGUGGGUCAAAGCUUAAGCAGUCAACUGUUGCCUUUGUUCUCUCUUUGAAAUGACUUUGGAAAACCUCCUUUUUCAGUGAUGUCUCUUCCUUCUUUGAUCAUUGAUAUUAACUUUGAAGUACAAUGUUAUCUUAAUGGAUUGGAAUGAGGGCCAAACCAAUAAAUAAAAAAAAUAGCUAGCUGCUCCAAUUAUUUCCUGAUAGACAACAGUACCUGUGUGGGGUGUCUCCGCUGGUUUCUGGUGAUAACAAGGCGCUCCUUGAUGUUGUAUUCUGAGGCAUGUUAACAGCAUAUAACUCCCUGUAAAACCACAAAUCAUUAUUCAGUUGAAUUUGGGUAAUUGUCAAGCUACAGUAGCUCUUUCACAAUGCUAAGCUAAUUGUCUUGUGACUAGCUCCAAACUUGACACACAGACAUGAGAGUGGUAUCAAUCUUUUAAACUAACUCUCAACAAGAAGGUAAAUAAUGGAUUUCACAAUAUUUCACAUGAUUCCUUUAAUAAAUGCAGUAUAAACAAUGCUAAAUAUACCAUAGUCUUUAGGCUGUGUAUGUUUAGUGGUUUAUAAUGACUUUUUGUUUCAUUGACAAAUUCAUGUUUUUCUAUUCAACUUUAAUCUAUAUUACCAUAUUUGUCAAGGUCAUGUGAGGUUGAUGGACUAAACAGGCCAGUUUAUGUCUUGGUUAUUAUUUUUUGAUGAAUGGGUUUAGAUAUGUUUUAUAACCUUUGCACAUUAAUAAUUACCAGACAUUUUAGAGGUUUAGCGACAGGCGCUAGUCUUGCAUUUUGCAUGAUUAGCAUUUUGUAUGUUCAUCGGUCUUUAACUUAUUUUAUUUCAGUAUGGUCGUUACUCAAAUGGCUCAAACACAAUUGUCAUAUAUAUAGAUUUACAUAUUUACUCAGUAACUUAUUAAUAUAACAUAUCUAACAUAUACUGUUGCCUUGUUCUGAUAUAUUGCCUGCAAAAAGAAAGCUGAUGUGUCUUUAAUGUAUUGAUAAUCUGUACUAUGACACAUACAAGAAAGUGUACCGCUGAACGCUUAGUAAGGAAUCCACAUUUUUCAUUUGAUUGUUCAGCGCAUGUUGGUACAAGAAUGUUUCCGCUCAGUGUUCGCUUGCCCAUAUUGACUGUUCUAACAACCAUCCAAAGCUAUUAUUUUCAUAAAUUAUCCUUCCAUAAAGACAGAAAAACAUAUUAAA
This is a messenger RNA of Gymnodraco acuticeps, 4303 nucleotides long. RefSeq names its product wingless-type MMTV integration site family, member 7Bb (gene wnt7bb). Gene Ontology annotation, molecular function: frizzled binding; cytokine activity. Gene Ontology annotation, biological process: neuron differentiation; canonical Wnt signaling pathway; cell fate commitment. The record is from RefSeq and is a predicted model, not a curated record. Gene Ontology annotation, cellular component: extracellular region. Bases 472 to 1521 code for a protein of 349 amino acids. The transcript has 4 exons. NCBI's taxonomy places the organism in Eukaryota, Metazoa, Chordata, Actinopteri, Perciformes, Bathydraconidae.